This is a messenger RNA of Leptonychotes weddellii (Weddell seal), 638 nucleotides long. NCBI's taxonomy places the organism in Eukaryota, Metazoa, Chordata, Mammalia, Carnivora, Phocidae. The record is from RefSeq and is a predicted model, not a curated record.
UUCCGCUUCCGGUUGGCGAGGCGCUGGGCUUCAGCAAAGUUGUCGCUACCGUGGUCGCGAUGGGGAAGUCAGAUUUUCUUACCCCAAAGGCCAUCGCCAACAGGAUCAAAUCCAAGGGGCUUCAGAAGCUGCGCUGGUAUUGCCAGAUGUGCCAGAAGCAGUGCCGGGAUGAGUCAAGGGAAUUCCGAAAUGACUUCCUAGAACUUCUCAGGAGACGCUUUGGCACUAAGAGAGUUCACAACAACAUCGUUUAUAAUGAGUAUAUCAGCCAUCGAGAGCACAUCCAUAUGAAUGCCACUCAGUGGGAGACUCUGACUGAUUUUACUAAGUGGCUGGGCAGAGAAGGUUUGUGCAAGGUGGAUGAGACCCCGAAAGGCUGGUAUAUUCAGUACAUAGACAGGGACCCAGAAACUAUCCGCCGGCAACUGGAACUAGAGAAAAAGAAGAAGCAGGACCUUGAUGAUGAGGAAAAAACAGCCAAAUUUAUUGAAGAACAAGUGAGAAGAGGUCUGGAAGGGAAAGAACAGGAGGCUCCUAUUUUUACAGAAUUAAGCAGAGAAAAUGAUGAAGAAAAAGUUACAUUUAAUUUGAAUAAAGGAGCAUGUAGUUCAGCAGCAACGUCAUCCAAAUCAAGGUGA